GUUGUACACGGACGCAAUAUGAGGCUGUACAAUAAGUCGCUGCGGGGAGUGUGGGUUUGUUUGGUUUAUAUGGCGGCGCCCAGUCGAGUCAUGUUGAAUUAUGUCCGACUGACUUUAUUCUUGCUAGUAUGAAAUUGUAGAAUGACAUGCAUUAACUAAACGUGGAAUCAAGUUCGUAAACUUCAAAAGAACUGGACAGUGAAAUAUGGGAUCCCGAUGCUGCUGCUGGUUGUGGGAGGGUCGUUUGGAUUGAGAGAAUUCACUCAGAUUAGAUAUGAUGCGCAGAAGAUAAAAAAGAAGCUUGACCCUACACUGGAAGCCCGGGUGAACACUAAAAAACAGUUGGCCAUCCUUCAGGAUGAGUAUGAGAAAUUAAAGGAUUUGGACUUGGAUGUAUGGAAGAACAUUCGUGGCCCACGUCCCUGGGAGGAUUCGAAGGAGUACCAGGAGGAGCAGCUAGCUCGACUCAAUAAAGGCACAUAGAACUCUAAAACCUUAAACUCCCCCCUGCUGGCCCACAGAUGUAAGACGCCCAUAAAAACUGCAGUGUACCAUGGUUGUCACUGUAUAGUAAAUCAGCACGAUCACAUUAUAUCUAGAUCAGAAACGACCAAAUUGGACUCUACUGUCUGGCGUUUGGAAUGCCACUUUGUUGUCUUUUUUGGAAAUAUAUGUCCUUGUGCACUUGUGUGGCUGGGUAUGUGUGUAGCGGACUCUCUGUCUGUACACUUUGGUGCUCCUAUAUUUUUAUGGCAUCAGGAAGGUUGUAACCAUAUGUCAGUUCACAUUCACAGUAAUGCAUAACUCAAGCCCCAGAGCUGCAUCUGAGAGAAUAAAACCCCUUGCUCUUUCAGUGGUGCAAACAGAACCAAUGGUGCCUGUGCACAUGAUGGGUGAAUGGUACAGUCUAAAGGCAGUAGGCAUGAAUGACGUUCUGUACACCUGUGCUGGAUCAGCGUACUGCUCACUGUACAUCUCAUUCCAGCAAGCAUGUCGUGGAGUGUGUAGAAUAUGAUGAUCAGCAGUUUGGACAUUAUUAUCUUUUCUGCAACAACCUCCGGAAGUCCAGGGCCAUGCUUUCUUGAUGAGCUUAUUUAGGCCGUUGGUCUCUAGCAGUGUCUCUCUGGGUCCUUGAGUGAGUGAAAAGCUAAUAAUUUAAUUGAAUGCAAAAUAUACAUAAAUGUGGCUGCACAAUUAAUCAAAAUAAA
Molecule: messenger RNA, 1208 nt
Organism: Sinocyclocheilus anshuiensis
Lineage: Eukaryota; Metazoa; Chordata; Actinopteri; Cypriniformes; Cyprinidae
Product: cytochrome c oxidase assembly protein COX16 homolog, mitochondrial-like
Exons: 4
Coding region: 217-483 (88 amino acids)
Biological process (GO): mitochondrial respiratory chain complex IV assembly
Cellular component (GO): mitochondrial inner membrane
Source: RefSeq, a predicted model, not a curated record